GCAGCCAUUUGGAUGGGGAGAGCUUCCCCACCACCUUCAAGGAAAUCAAUCCCGACGCUUAACUCUCCUUAAAACCCCGUUAAGUAAUCUCGUUUUCGCCGGCAUUUCCGCUCUGCCCUCCUCAUACCGUCUGUCUCCUUCUUCUUGCUUGCUUGCUUCUUUGUCGAAGUUGAGCUUGAUCUCGCUUGUUGGUCAUUUACCUUCUCCUCUGCUUUUCGCUGUGCUCUGUUAGAAAGAAACGGAAAGAAAACGAGACGAACUGUCAAGUGAGUCAACUGGGCACUCCCAAAGUGCACGAGAAUGCGUUGAUUAUUCGUUUCUUGUGUUGCUUGAUCUGUCCUACUUCUCGAAUUGUGCCUAAGAGAAAGCAUGCCCCUUUAGAGAAAGCUUCCCUCUUACUCUUGCGGCACUUUCUUAAUUGGGUUAAGGGCUUCUGCAUUGGUUAGAGAGCUAAAGCUCUCAUGGAGACAAGUAAAGGCGUGUGGGGGAAGAAUGAGACAGACGAAGUGGUUGUAAUGAUCUCGGGCAGCGAGUAUCUAAGCAGAGGCUCUUCACCAAGACCCAAUAUUGAGCUCACAGAGCUUGAAAACCUUCAAUCUAGAGUGCAAAAUUCCAACUUGAUAAGCCCUUCCGCUCAAGGACUCACCCAAUCUAGCCCAUCUCCUACUAAGCCUCCAAAAAUCCCCACCAGGGCGUCCCUUUCGAGGUCUUCCUUUUCGAAGCCGAAAUCGAGAUUGGCAGAGCCAUCAUAUCCUGGUGAUGCUGGUUUAGUUGAAGAGAAAACCCAAGUGAAGAGUUCUCAGUCUCCCUACAGGAAUUCACCUAAAGUGGGCUCACCUUAUAAUGCUGCGAGUUCUGGUGCCAAUAAAGGCAAUGUGAAGUCUGUGCCGAUCACGCCUCGGACGCCGUUGAUUGGGUCCCCUGCUCCAGAGGAGGAGGAUGAGGAGGUGUACAAGACUGCGAACUUGAAGGUCCAACAAAUGUCUAGUAAGAAGUUUCAUAAGGUGAUUUUGAUUGAGUGGGUUGCGUUUGUGUGCAUUAUGGGACUUCUGAUCGCUAGUUUAACUGUUCACAAGCUGCAACACACUUAUAUUUGGGGAUUGAGAUUGUGGAGAUGGUGUCUGCUGGUGUUGGUGAUUUUUUGUGGUAGGCUAGUGACUGAAUGGUUGAUCAAUAUAGUGGUUUUCUUGAUUGAGAGGGAAUUUUUGCUCAAACAGAAGGUUCUGUACUUUGUGUAUGGAUUGAAAAACGGUGUACAGGCAUUUAUCUGGUUAGGUUUGGUUCUCUUAGCUUGGGCCUUGUUAAUAAAUCAUGGAGUCAAGCGAUCAAGACACACGAAAAAGAUUCUGGAUCACGUUACGAGGGCUCUUGCUUCUUGUCUUAUUGGCGCUGCCAUAUGGCUGAUCAAAACACUGUUGAUAAAGUUACUAUCUUCUUCAUUUCAAUGCACGAGGUUCUUUGAUCGCAUCCAAGAGUCGCUCUGUCACCAGUACAUUGUCAGGACCCUUUCAGGCCCGCCACUGAUGGAGAUGGCCGAAAAGGUUGGUAGCUCGACAAGUAGUGGCAGGCUCAGUUUCAGGAAAUACAAUAAAGAGGCUGCUAAGAAGCAAGAGGAGGUGAUUGAUGUUGAGAAGUUACAUAAGAUAAAGCAAGAUAAAGUUUCUGCUUGGACCAUGAAAGGGUUGAUGAGCGUCAUUAGUGUGUCAGGGCUGUCGACUCUUACCGAGAGCCUCGAACAAAGUGAUGAUGAGGAGGCCAAGCAACAAGAUAGGGAGAUCACUAAUGAAUGGGAGGCCAAAGCUGCUGCUUAUCAGAUAUUCAGGAAUGUGGCGAAGCGCAGGAGCAAGUUCAUCGAAGAGGAGGAUCUUUUGCGCUUCAUGAAGAAGGAAGAGGUUGACAACUUGAUCCCGUUGUUUCCAGAAGCAGUGGAAACUAGGAAGAUUAGGAGAUCAUCUUUGAAGAAUUGGCUGGUAAAUGUGUACCUUGAACGUAAAUCUCUUGCACUCUCCUUAAAGGACACGAAAACAGCCAUAGAGGAGCUGAAUAAGCUUGCUUCAGCGGUUGUGCUUAUUGUGAUCAUCAUUAUCUGGUUACUAUUGAUGGGAUUUAUGACGACAAAUGUAAUUGUCUUCAUAUCAUCUCAGCUUUUGCUUGUGGUGUUUGUGUUUGGUAACAUGGCCAAAACUGUCUUCGAAGCCAUCAUAUUCGUAUUUGUAAUGCAUCCAUUUGAUGUGGGUGACCGUUGUGUAAUUGAUGGAGUGCAGAUGGUAGUUGAAGAGAUGAAUAUUUUGACUACGAUCUUCUUGAGAUAUGACGGUGAAAAGAUAUUCUACCCAAAUUCAGUUUUGGGAACUAAACCUAUCAGCAAUUACUAUAGGAGCCCAGAAAUGAGCGACUCGGUGGAGUUCACUGUUGACUUCUCUACUUCAGUCGAGAAGAUUGGAGAUCUAAAAGCUAGAAUUAAAACGUACUUGGAAAGCAAGCCUAAACAUUGGCGUCCAGGUCACAGUGUUGUGGUUAAGGAGAUUGAGGAUGUUAACAAGUUGAAGUUGGGCCUCUACGUUACUCACACGAUCAAUUUCCAAAACUAUGGUGAUAAGAGCAGCCGCAGAUCCGAGCUUGUGCUGGAACUUAAGAAAGUCUUUGAAGAACUCGGUAUAAGGUAUCAUCUGCUCCCUCAGGAAGUUCAAGUCAGCUAUAUCGGAACGGCAGCUGCUAAUGGACGGUUUUGACUCAGUCCAGCAAGUUCCUAGUUAGCUGCAAUUUACUUGUAUCUCAGAAGAGCAGAAUUUACUCCAUGUUCACCGGGAAUGUUAACAAGCGAGCCAGCCAGCUCUCGUCCUGUUGGCCGAACGAGAAUGCGUGGGUCGUCCCUUCUGUUUUUCAUGAAGAAUCUGAUAUGAAAUCAAAGAGCAAUGGGGUGUUUUGAUUCUUAUAAUUUUGCUGCAUUCAAUUCUUUUAUUAUUAUUAUUAUUAGUAUUUUUCCUUUUUCAUUUCUUUUGUCUUGGGAUGAUGUUAGUAUUGCGUACUGUUUGUCAAUGUAAAGAUCAUUCCCUACAAUAACAAGUGUCAAGUGUCAUCUACUUUGCAUCAGAUAUCCAUUGAUUUUUCUCUCUCCUUA
This is a messenger RNA of Rhodamnia argentea, 3121 nucleotides long. Its product is annotated as mechanosensitive ion channel protein 10-like. Gene Ontology annotation, cellular component: plasma membrane. The coding region runs from base 462 to 2732 and encodes 756 amino acids. The record is from RefSeq and is a predicted model, not a curated record. Gene Ontology annotation, molecular function: mechanosensitive monoatomic ion channel activity. NCBI's taxonomy places the organism in Eukaryota, Viridiplantae, Streptophyta, Magnoliopsida, Myrtales, Myrtaceae. Gene Ontology annotation, biological process: transmembrane transport; detection of mechanical stimulus; monoatomic anion transport. The transcript has 6 exons.